Molecule: messenger RNA, 875 nt
Organism: Prorocentrum cordatum
Lineage: Eukaryota; Dinophyceae; Prorocentrales; Prorocentraceae
Source: the annotation of a GenBank genome assembly
GAUACAUCCUCCAGGCCCGCCGGAUCUCAGAGGUCCCCGAUCUGUCGCGGUCCGAUUCUGCCCCGGCCCUAGCCUGGUCUCGUUCGCUUCCCCCGGCGCGCCGCCGACUCCAUCGACCUGAUCGUGCAGGCGGCGCGGAGGAGGCCGGACCUCGACCGGCUGGUGUCCGACGGCCUCAUAAACCGCCACCAGCGGCAGGCGCUGGAGAACUUGCGUGACCCCUGGGAGAGGCCAAUGGUUUGCUGGGCGUGGAUAAUGCGCAUCUCCUUGUCGGCGAUGGACUACAACCGCAACCCGGCCCCACGAACCUCCUUCUUGAUGUCCCGUUGCCUCGAAGCCAAAGAUGCGAUGCUCAUGCUGAACACCUACAUGGAGACACCGCUGCCGUUCGGGUACGUUCACUUGAUUUCUUGUUUGGUGAACAUUCAGAAUAUUGUGAUGGCAGUGAGCACUGGCUUUGUGGUCGCGCAGAGUUUGGUUGAUUCACAGUUUUAUCGGAUUGUGGAACAAGUGUUUGCAUUAUGCGUGCUCACUUGCUUAUACCAGGGUAUCUUGCUGAUUUCAUAUGUGAUAGCGGACCCUCUUGGAGACGAGGAGUUAGGUUGGCGGGUUUUCCAAUAACAGGUUUUAUGAACCACGUGAUGUUGACGGUCAAUGCCAUUUUCAAGAUGCAGGCUGAUUGUCCCGUUGUGUCUGAUAAUGGGAUGUUGCACCACCCUUCGGCUGGAGGCUCAGAUGAUUAUCCGGCUGCGCUACCGCGCACAUCUACCACGCUUGCAUGUUCGCGGGUGCCAUGUAGCCGGGCUUCCUCAUUCUCCCCUUCUCUCUAUUUCUCUCUCUCUCUCUCUCUAGUUCUCUCUCUCUCUCUCUCUCCC